Oncorhynchus nerka (sockeye salmon) is the source of this 3945-nucleotide messenger RNA. RefSeq names its product v-akt murine thymoma viral oncogene homolog 3b (gene akt3b). The transcript has 15 exons. Lineage: Eukaryota; Metazoa; Chordata; Actinopteri; Salmoniformes; Salmonidae. Gene Ontology annotation, molecular function: protein serine/threonine kinase activity; ATP binding. Gene Ontology annotation, biological process: protein phosphorylation. Gene Ontology annotation, cellular component: nucleus; cytoplasm. Bases 672 to 2114 code for a protein of 480 amino acids. The record is from RefSeq and is a predicted model, not a curated record.
CCGUGAGGAGAGGGAAGUCGUCCGAAAUCUGGCUACAUGUGACGUCACGAGAUUUCCUUAGAACAAGCGGCAGCUGCUGAAGCUAGUCGCAGAGCCGGGGAGGACUAUCGCCGCAAUUUCUGUCGACAAAGUAUUAUUUUCGGGCAUUAUAAUUGGCCGCAGCAUCAGCAGCAAUGGAUAGAUCACGGUCCUCCUUCUAUUUUUAUCACUGACUGACUGUUCUUUCCAAAUAUUUUGCUGCGUUGGAAGCACGCAAGCGCUCGAAGGGGGGUGUCCCUAACUAUCAUUAUUCGACUGCCAGACCAGGUGAAAGGUUCCUCCAACACCACUUCCAGCAGCAUCUGGUCUCCCAUCCAGGGACCAAACGUGCCUAGCAUCAGAGGCUGAGUCACCGCUGGAGUGCCUUGAGAGAGCAAAGGAAGACGUGGAGAACAAGAGUGAAAGAGAGGCAGUGUGAGAGAGACGAUUAGGGGAGUAAAGAGUGAGGGGAAAACAGGAGUAGAGAGGGCCAAGGAAGUUGGGGAAAAGACGGCCCGAGACCACACACACAGAGACGGAGUGAGGAGAGGAGAGUGGGUGUGUGUCUGAGGAAGAGACAGCAAGGUCAGGACUGCUGACCCCCCCCCCCCCCUGGGUCUGAGCACUGGGCUGACGGUCAAGGCGAAGCCACUAUGAGCGACCAAAACGUUGUCAAGGAAGGCUGGGUUCAGAAGAGAGGUGAGUACAUAAAGAACUGGAGGCCGCGUUACUUCCUGCUGAAGACCGACGGAUCCUUCAUCGGCUACAAAGACAAACCCCAGGACGCAGACCUGGCCUAUCCCCUCAAUAACUUCUCUGUAGCAAAAUGUCAGCUGAUGAAGACUGAGCGGCCCAAGCCCAACACGUUCAUCAUCCGCUGUUUGCAGUGGACCACGGUUAUUGAGAGGACAUUCCACGUGGACACGCCUGAUGAGAGGGAUGAGUGGGCUGAGGCCAUCCAGAUGGUGGCUGACUCCCUGGCCAAGCAGGAGGAGGAGGGGAUCCUGUGCAGCCCCACGUCGCAGAUCGAGAACGAGGUCAACGAGGAGGAGAUGGACACCUCCACCAGCCAACACAAACGGAAGACAAUGAAUGACUUUGACUAUCUGAAACUACUGGGCAAAGGCACUUUUGGGAAAGUCAUUCUGGUGAAGGAGAAGGCGAGUGGAACUUAUUACGCCAUGAAGAUCCUGAAGAAGGAAGUCAUCAUCGCCAAGGACGAAGUUGCUCACACCCUCACAGAAAGCAGAGUGUUAAAAAACACCCGGCAUCCAUUCCUAACAUCUCUGAAGUACUCUUUUCAGACCAAGGACCGGUUGUGCUUCGUCAUGGAGUAUGUAAACGGAGGAGAGCUGUUUUUCCAUUUGUCAAGAGAGCGAGUGUUCUCUGAGGACCGCACGCGAUUCUACGGAGCUGAGAUCGUCUCCGCUUUAGACUACCUUCACUCUGCCAAGAUAGUGUACCGCGAUUUGAAGCUGGAGAACUUGAUGCUGGAUAAAGACGGACACGUCAAGAUCACGGAUUUCGGCCUCUGCAAAGAGGGCAUCACAGACGCGGCCACCAUGAAGACCUUCUGCGGCACGCCGGAGUACCUGGCUCCAGAGGUGCUGGAGGACAAUGACUACGGCCGGGCGGUGGACUGGUGGGGUCUGGGCGUGGUCAUGUAUGAGAUGAUGUGCGGCCGGCUGCCCUUCUACAACCAGGACCACGAGAAGCUGUUUGAGCUGAUCCUCAUGGAGGAGAUCAAGUUUCCGCGCACGCUCUCCUCUGACUCCAAGUCUCUGCUCUCCGGCCUGCUCAUCAAGGACCCCAACAAACGACUCGGUGGCGGUCCAGACGACGCAAAGGAGAUCAUGCGCCACAGUUUUUUUGUGGCAGUAGACUGGCAAGACGUCUACGACAAAAAGUUGGUCCCCCCCUUCAUGCCCCAGGUCUCCUCAGAGACGGACACCCGGUAUUUUGAUGAGGAGUUCACGGCACAGACGAUCACCAUCACUCCCCCGGAAAAAUACGAUGAAGACGGGAUGGGCGAGGGUGACAGUGAACGGAGGCCUCAUUUCCCACAAUUCUCGUAUUCGGCCAGCGGACGGGAGUGAAAGUCAUUGCCAGUCAGCCAGUAUUGCCCCCCCGCCGUUUCGAGGAAAACACGUAGCCAUUUUAGGAAAAGUCUCCCCUCUUUUCUCCUUCUCUGUAUUCAAGUGCAGACUGGGAGAAGUCGUCUUUUUAGGGACUAUAAAAGGGGUUUUGCACAGUGGGAUAGACUCAAGCUGGUCUCUCCACACAAAAAAAAAAGUAUCUUACAUUUUCAACGCUAUAUACUGCAGAAGGCAAUGUUUUUGUUAUGUAUUUUUAUCCGUCAGUAUUAGGUUGUCGACCUGUUACGUUCUUUGUCCGUUUUUUAUUUUAUUUUCAACUUUUUUGCACUUGGUUUGGAAGAGCCGUUCUAGGGAACAAAACCAAAAAUGUUGCCUUACGUGUGCAGAUGUUUCGUAUCAUACAGACAGGGUUUGGGUCGGGGGGCUUGUGGCUCAUUCAAACUAUUAUUUUUCUCAUAUACAAUGCCAUGGCGGCGCACAUUCUCCAAUCCCAUGGCAACGAGAAUCACUGUCUACUAAAAACAACAAAAAAGACAGAACUGACGGAGUUUAUUUCUUUUCAUCCUUUUUGACCUUUUCAUUUUCUGCCAGAGAUUUCUACUUGGUUAUUGUUUGACAGAAACACUAAACUGCCAGAUACUGCACGGUUCACUCAGGCAACACAGAGCACAACCGCAUUCAACUCAGCUACCAGUUUAGCUUUACACACCCAUCAGGGAAAAGCUACCAUGAAUAUACAAGCCUUUUUUGCAUCUUUUUCCACAGUCAUUUGAUUUAAUAACUUAUUUUCAUAGCUAUAGAAAAAAGUGGUAUGGAUAUUUACACAAGGUAUGUGGCUUAUACAGGUCCACCUUGUGCUGUCAUCACACACACACACUAACAUCAGAGCCAGCUCUGAGCUCUGCUGAUAUAACUUGUGACAGACUAUGAAAUCUGUAUCUGUAAAAAAAAAAAAAAAGAAGCAUUAUCUCCCCAUCAAUCACACACACACACAUACACUUGGUUUUCUUCCCAAAUCGACAAGGUGGGCGGAAGGCAUCAAUAAUUUCUAACCAUGUUGGGCCACAGAUCAUGUGAAACUGAGCCAUGAAUAUACUUGUGUAUGAUGAUAGGAUGAGAACUGUGAGAAUGGAGAGAGAAAAGGAAAGCAGUUCCCCCCCCACACCUUUUGUGAUGUAAAUAUGCAAUGCCUUUUUUUGUUCUUAGUGGCGUCUUGGCCAGACAUGAACUUAUGUGUGUGACUGUACUUCAAGCUUGCUGACGAGAACCAAGACCGGAGGAAAAGAAAGACUGAGAGCUACAUUUUGGGUUAAAACAACGUAAACUACAAUGUUAAAGACUGGCUGGAAGCUCCCAUUUUGUGGCUGUCAUCGUCGCCUCGACCUGUCUGUUCAGAAGAGGUUUCCAUGGAGAUGAGACCUCUUUUCGCUGUUGGUCGAAUGGAUUGACACACAUUGUAAAUGUUUUAUUUUUCCCUUUCCAAUGGGACCAUGGUCAAUUCUGCAGUGAUAUAUGGUUACAUCAGGUUGUUACCAUUUUCCCCCCCCCCCCCUUUUUAUUUUUUUGUACCAUAGUACUAGUUUUAUUUAUGUUUGUCAUUCUAGACAGUGUUACCCAGUCUUGUUCAGAGUCAAAAAGGCACCUCUCUUUCAGCCGCUGAAGGACGAUAUUGUUGGAUGCAUUACUAAAGUCGUUUUUUUUAUCCAAUUGUUUUUUGAUUGUUUGCCUGUUUGUUUUCUUACCAAAACAUUAGGGCAAGAAACCAAUAGUGGACUUGCAUUGCCGUGGUAGUAUUUAUUUUGAAUUAAAUUAAAGAAUACAUUUCAGGGUU